Ochotona princeps (American pika) is the source of this 1469-nucleotide messenger RNA. It is a transcript of the gene FOXB1, whose product is annotated as forkhead box B1. The transcript is spliced from 2 exons. The record is from RefSeq and is a predicted model, not a curated record. Bases 464 to 1441 code for a protein of 325 amino acids. Gene Ontology annotation, molecular function: DNA-binding transcription factor activity, RNA polymerase II-specific; RNA polymerase II cis-regulatory region sequence-specific DNA binding. NCBI's taxonomy places the organism in Eukaryota, Metazoa, Chordata, Mammalia, Lagomorpha, Ochotonidae. Gene Ontology annotation, biological process: regulation of transcription by RNA polymerase II; cell differentiation; anatomical structure morphogenesis.
UUGUCAUAUGAUAGCUAAGAAGUGGCACAUUAAUGAAGCGCCGCUACAGGGGUCUUUUCUGCUUCUGUCACCGCUUAAAACUAUCAGAUGGUUCGAGGGAGGACAUGGAGGCAGCCACCUAGCUCAGCGGAGCCGCGAAGCCACAGCAGCGCCCUCCGGAGCCCCCUAAGGUCUCUGCUGCCGACCAGCGCGCCUGGACUCUGAGCUUGGCAGCUGGUGGGACGCACAGCCAGGAGCGCCGCGGAGGCCGCAGCGCGGGGCGCUGCGGGCCUCAGCUCCGGCGUCCAGGUUCGCGCGCAGUCCAGCCGAAGCCCGACACUGCUCCCCAGCUGCGCUUACGGAGGGGGAGCGUGGUGUGCAGCGGCGCCAUCCCGGAUGCGGACGAAUAACUUGGAGCAACUUUAAGAUCAGAGCAUUCCGCCGGCCGGCGCCGAUUCAGAGCCAGAAGGGGACCAGCAAGAAGAUGCCUCGGCCGGGCCGAAACACGUACAGCGACCAGAAGCCACCCUACUCGUACAUCUCUCUGACCGCCAUGGCCAUUCAGAGCUCACCCGAAAAGAUGCUGCCACUGAGCGAGAUCUACAAGUUCAUCAUGGAUCGCUUCCCCUACUACCGAGAGAACACGCAGCGCUGGCAGAACAGCCUGCGCCACAACCUCUCCUUCAACGACUGCUUCAUCAAGAUCCCGCGGCGACCUGACCAGCCCGGCAAGGGCAGCUUCUGGGCGCUGCACCCCAGCUGCGGGGACAUGUUCGAGAACGGUAGCUUCCUGAGGCGUCGAAAGCGCUUCAAGGUGCUCAAGUCCGACCACCUAGCCCCCAGUAAGCCGGCCGACGCCGCGCAGUACCUGCAGCAGCAGGCCAAGUUGCGGCUCAGUGCACUGGCCGCUUCUGGCACGCACCUGCCCCAGAUGCCAGCCGCCGCCUACAAUCUGGGCGGCGUGGCGCAGCCCUCCGGCUUCAAGCACCCCUUCGCCAUCGAGAACAUCAUCGCGAGGGAAUACAAGAUGCCCGGGGGCUUGGCUUUCUCCGCCAUGCAGCCAGUGCCUGCUGCUUACCCGCUCCCCAACCAGUUGACUACCAUGGGCAGCUCGCUGGGCACCGGCUGGCCACACGUGUACGGCUCUGCGGGCAUGAUCGAUUCGGCCACCCCCAUCUCCAUGGCUAGCGGCGACUACAGCGCCUACGGAGUGCCGCUGAAGCCACUGUGCCAUGCGGCAGGCCAGACACUGCCCGCCAUCCCGGUGCCCAUCAAGCCUACGCCGGCCGCCGUACCCGCGCUGCCCGCACUGCCCGCGCCCAUCCCCGCCUUGCUAUCAAACUCGCCGCCCUCGCUCAGCCCCACGUCCUCGCAAACAGCAACCAGCCAAAGCAGCCCCGCCACGCCCAGCGAAACGCUCACAAGCCCGGCCUCCACCCUGCACUCGGUGGCGGUGCACUGACCCGCAGGCGCUGCCUCGCGCACACCUC